AUGGAUGAUUAUGUCGAUGAGAAAGUGGAUAUAGUGACUGUUGUUGAGGAAAGUGAUGAGAACACCUGGACCUCGCGACAGGCGAAUCUAUGGCUGGAGUUAGAGAAUUACCAACGUCAACCAUCUUCAAUAGUUCUAUUAUACGCCAAUUACUCCGAGGAAAGCAUCAAACACUCGCCCGUUCUAAAGCAAGAAAAUCCAGAGGUCUUUUUUCCUCCCGACUUCUUCCCUGUUAUCAAGGCAGACCUGAACGGGUCAUUCUUCUGCGACUAUGACAUUGACGAUAAAGAACAAGUCACCAAGCAUUUAUCCUGGACCUGCUUCAAGAUCAAACACGUCAUCAAACCAGGCGAAUACGCCUGGAUCCAGACAGCCGUCUUCGUCCAAUGGCACCCGCAAGAAAACCGCCAACUCGUCUUCUUCCUGAACCUACCGACCAUCGUGGCAGAGUAUCUCGCCGCGCAUCGACCCGCCCCAAACCAGCGGGGCAACCCAUACAUCUGGCACACGCUGUUCGCGCAAGGCGUAGUUCAAGAAUACGACAAGUCGAUCUGGUCUCUGCGGGAUCUGGUCCGGCCUAUCGAGAAGGCCCGCAACAAACCACGCCCGCCCCCCCUCAACUUCCCCAACCUCCACGACAUCGCCCGCCACAUCUUCCACGCGAACGAGACCCUCGAGGUCGCCAUCCACACCCUGCAGUCUCUAAUCGACGAGCAGGCGCGCUUCCGCGCCGAGCAUGCAGCCCUGAUAACCAAACCCCGCGGCGGCUGGAUCCACACCGCGCAGCGGGCGCACUACGUCGCGAAACAGCUGCAUUCGCUCCUGACGCGGUCGAAAUCGCUUAGUGAGCGGUUACGCAACGAGAUCAAUCUGGCAUUUAAUCUGGUUUCGCAGAAGGAUGGUGCGAUGAUGAAGACGGUGGCGAUUGUGAGUAUGGUGUACUUGCCGGGGACGUUUAUAUCGGGUCUGUUCGGGACGAACUUCUUCAAUCUGUCGGGCAAUGAUGGGGCGCAGUCGUGGAUCAUGUCCGGGAAUUUCUGGCUGUACUGGGUUAUCACGCUGCCGCUCACGUUGGCGACGAUGCUGGUCUGGGCCUCGUGGCAUUAUUUCCCACACUAUUACCCCCGUAUAAGUCUCAGGCCGCUAAAGGACGCGAGCUCGGUUGCCUGA
Aspergillus viridinutans is the source of this 1170-nucleotide messenger RNA. RefSeq lists its product as uncharacterized. The transcript has 6 exons. The record is from RefSeq and is a predicted model, not a curated record. Gene Ontology annotation, molecular function: magnesium ion transmembrane transporter activity; magnesium ion binding; cobalt ion binding. The coding region runs from base 1 to 1170 and encodes 389 amino acids. Lineage: Eukaryota; Fungi; Ascomycota; Eurotiomycetes; Eurotiales; Aspergillaceae. Gene Ontology annotation, biological process: metal ion transport; transmembrane transport. Gene Ontology annotation, cellular component: membrane.